Spinacia oleracea (spinach) is the source of this 1185-nucleotide messenger RNA. RefSeq names its product CASP-like protein 4C1. The record is from RefSeq and is a predicted model, not a curated record. Lineage: Eukaryota; Viridiplantae; Streptophyta; Magnoliopsida; Caryophyllales; Amaranthaceae. The transcript has 3 exons. The coding region runs from base 159 to 773 and encodes 204 amino acids.
UUUCCUUUUACUUUCCCUCUCAUCUCAUUCCUUCCUCCUCCCCCAUAACCACCACCAUUUUCCUCGUGAUUUUCUCUCUCCUCCACCUCCAUUAAAACAACAACUCCAUGUUCUCAUGAUUUCUUCCGCUUCUCAACAAUUCUUUCAAUUCAUUAAAUAUGCGGUCGCCGCAGUCUCGCAACGGCGGCGACACCUUAUCUCCUCCUCCACCACCGCCGCGUAACAACAACUUUCCUCCUUCGCCGCACGAUAUCCGAUUCCACUCGACUCUCUCCGUUCACAAACUGAAAAGAUUUAACUCGCUUAUACUCGUCUUCCGUAUAGCUACCUUCGUGUUUUGUCUUUCCUCCUUCGUCUUCAUGCUCACUAACUCCCGCUCUUCUCCUCCGCACUGGUUCGAUUUUGACUCAUUUAGGUUUGUGUUGGCGGCGAAUGGAAUAGUGUCGGUGUAUUCAUUGGUGGAGAUGGUGGUGGCUGUUUGGGAAAUCACCACCGGAGCUACUCUUUUUCCCGAGGUUUAUCAAGUUUGGUUCGAUUUCGGUCACGAUCAGGUUUUCACCUACAUGCUGCUUGCAGCAAACGUAGCAGGAUCGACAUUCGUAAAGACAUUAAAAGGAACAGACACGUGUACGGUCACAAGUGCAUUCUGUGUGCAAUCCGCCAUAUCUGUAGCCCUUGGAUUUGCUGGAUUUCUCUUCAUUGCCUUAUCCACCGCGAUGUCUGGUUUUCGAGUUGUCUGCUUUAUGCUCAACGGCACUCGCUUUCAUCUUUAAUUCUUAUUCUUUUCCUACAUUUUAAUACUUGUUACUUAUUUAUAUCAAUCAUUACUCCCUUAAUUUCAAAAUAUAAGGCAAUUUACACUCCAUGAUUCUAAAUUUGAUCUCAAAAUUUUCAUAAAAUUGUAUCCAUAAACUUGAAUUUGUGCAACGAGUAUGAUAAUUUCGGAAUUUAACCUUUUUAUUAGUGUAUCUCUGAGUAGAAGUAUGAUUAAAUUCGAUCUGUGUAAAUAACUUAUAUAAUGAAAAAUAAGGGAGUAAAUAAUAUUGUGUAUGCUUUUUUAAGAUUAGAUUAGAAUAGAAUUUAGUGGUGAGACAAAUGAUUCUGUUCACUUUUUCUUUCUAUCUUUAGUACAAGUAUCUUUUUUGGGAGAAGAAUGAAGAGUGGGUUGUGUUUGUUUUCCUUGUA